AGUCUGGGAUUACGGACCGGCUAAAACGUUUAAGUUUUAUUCAAGAGUAGAGUGUACAAUAAUUCAGAAGAGGAAGAAUGGAUCCGAACCUAACAGAUAUUAGAAAUUAUACAGAGCGUGAUUACAUCUGCGAGCAAAACAUACGCAAUAACUAUAGCCAAGCAGCUAUAACCUUGUGGAUUACGAUGAUCAUCUUCAUUGUAGGCCUAUUGGGUAAUCUGAUGAACGUGAUCGUCUUCUCUUCGAAGGAUAUGUGCAAAAUUUCGUCCAACAAUUACCUCCUUUUCUUAGCCAUUAGUGAUUCAGCUUAUCUCGUAUCGGCUCUCGUGCGUACGUUACCUUAUUUACGUUGUUUGUACUUUAUAAACGCCUCUUUUGAUUUCCAUCAUCGGUCGAGAGCUGCAUGUAAAUUAUUACAGUAUUUUCUCGAUUUGACUGCCGACUAUUCGUCUCUUCUAGUGCUGAGCUUUACUGCGGAGAGAUUUAUGGCCUGCUACUUUCCAAUAAAAUUUAAAGAUUUAUGUACACCUUUAAGAGCCAAAUAUCUUUGUACAGCACUCCUUUUGGUUAUUGGCCCAACUAUAAUUUAUCCAAACUUUUCAUAUAUUGGUUUAACUGAUGUACCAAAUGCAACUCAAACCGUUUGUACAAUUGGCAUCGACUCACGUGAAGCUCAUAAAAAAUGGUAUUUAGCGGAAAUUUUAAUUUUCCGGGUAGUACCGAUUAUCUUUGUUGCUGCUAUCAACGUUUGUAUAAUAAUCAAAGUGAAGGGGUUGAAAGAUGAGAAGAAUAAACGAAAAAGAUGUAGGGAAAAGGUUCUAGAUAAGACAGAUAAGGCCAGUGGCUCUGGAAAGAAAAAUAAAGUUAAAGAAGAAAGUGCAACUCAAUUGACCAUUAUGCUCACGGUCGUGUCAACAUCCUACGUCAUAACAUAUCUACCAGAUUUAGGCUUAUUUAUAUCUGAAGGUAUUUUAGCAAAAUUGUACGAACCAAAGGAUAUUCCCUCUGUCACCAUGGAACGUUUAAUUAUCGCCGACAAUGCUAUCCGACCGCUCUAUAUUCUCGGAUUUUCCAUCAACUUCUUCCUCUACACCGUUUCCGGUGACGCCUUCCGACAACAACUCAAAAAAAUACUAUACCGGUAUUUUAAAAGUGAUAGAGGUCAUCCUCACUACGAAAGAGCGGCUAUAAAUGGCCACACGGAAAUUUGAUAAAAUGAAUGCAAAAAGUGUUUGCCUUUUACUGAACUUGAAAAUGAGAAAUAAAGAGAAAAAAGGAAAAAUUUCUGUGAUCAAGAUAACGCUCUCUUUCCUCGUCUCAUUACUUUCUUCCCUCUUCUCUCUUUCUCUCUCUCUCUCUCUCUCUG
Molecule: messenger RNA, 1366 nt
Organism: Dimorphilus gyrociliatus
Lineage: Eukaryota; Metazoa; Annelida; Polychaeta; Dinophilidae
Source: the annotation of a GenBank genome assembly